Messenger RNA from Gossypium raimondii (Peruvian cotton), 446 nucleotides. RefSeq lists its product as uncharacterized. NCBI's taxonomy places the organism in Eukaryota, Viridiplantae, Streptophyta, Magnoliopsida, Malvales, Malvaceae. Bases 72 to 320 code for a protein of 82 amino acids. The record is from RefSeq and is a predicted model, not a curated record. The transcript has a single exon.
CCCUUUGUUCUCCCAGCCAGCAGCAACCAAAACGAAAACGCUCUUCCAGGUAGUUAGCAAUUAUCAUCAUCAUGAACUCAAUCUUUAGUUCCUUUGAUGCUCUGUGGGGUGAGUUGUUGGGACAGGCAGUCAGGUAUUCCUUUGCUUCUACAACUAAUAAAGAUGGUGUUAGGUUGUUUAGUGGCAGAGUUAAGGUGACAACAGAAGAAGACAUGAAGAAAAAGCAACAAGGAAACGUUGAGAAGAAGCAACAGAGGGCUCCCCGUUUCGCUCCUGAGCUCGACGGCCUUCACUGCUUUGAGACCCUUGUUUCCUACUAGAUUCUUUCCUUCAUGAGUUUGAAGUUAUUCAACAAGAUUGAUUCUUUUUUCUUUUUAAUAGCAGAAGCUAGAAAUUCUUACUGCAUAUGUAAAAAUUUGGGAUUAAUUGAAAUUCUUUAUUUGAAA